Benincasa hispida (wax gourd) is the source of this 849-nucleotide messenger RNA. Its product is annotated as Putative thiol-disulfide oxidoreductase DCC. The record is from RefSeq and is a predicted model, not a curated record. Gene Ontology annotation, molecular function: protein-disulfide reductase activity. Lineage: Eukaryota; Viridiplantae; Streptophyta; Magnoliopsida; Cucurbitales; Cucurbitaceae.
GUUAUGUCUUUUCAAUUUUAUAGUUUUCAAAAUAUCUUAAAAAUUUCCUUCAAAUUAGUGGAGGAGAAGCCAAUCUGCAACUGCCACUGGCUCCAAUGGCGCUUCCACUUUCCGGCGGAAUUCCGGCUCGUUUUGUCCCGCCGUCUCUAGCGAAAGCUAGACCACCGCAUACAAUUUCUUCCGCCUCUUUAUCUCCGACAACCAAAGACGAAACAAUAGAUUGGGUCGAAGCAACUUCCGAUUUCUUCGAGAAAGAUACGAGACCAAUUAUGCUAUUUGACGGUGUGUGCAAUUUGUGCAAUGGAGGUGUGAGAUUUGUUCGUGCUAAUGAUCGAAAUAGAAGAAUACGAUUAGAGGCUCUUCAAAGUGAAGCUGGCAAGAAGCUGUUAAGAAGGUCAGGAAGAGCACCGGAUGAUAUUUCGAGCGUUGUACUUGUUGAAAAGGAUAGAUCUUAUAUCAAGUCUGAAGCUGUUCUAAGAAUAAUGGAAUAUUUAGAGUUACCCUUUCCUCAGCUUGCACUUUUUCUCCAGUUUGUGCCCCUGUUUGUUCGAAAUAUUGUGUACGACAAUAUUGCAGAUAAUCGUUAUACACUAUUUGGACGCUCAGAGUCAUGUGAAAUAUAGAAUUUACUUGUAUUCUUAGGAUUUGUAUAUAAUACUUGGGAAUAGAAAUUUAGAAGUUAAGAUCUUUGUUUAGUAAUUAAUACUAUCAGGAAUUGGAGCCGAUAUCAUGGCCAGCAUAAUUGACUUGCAGGGUCAACCUUUGGCAUCACAACAUUUCUAAUAUCUCGUUUGAGUAUAAUAUUUCUUCCUUCAUUCACCUGAGUAGAAUUGUUUUCCAAUGCAGAAA